AUGAAGCUGUUACAACCAAAACCGCGAUCUGCUGAAGUAUUACGAAAAUCAGAGGGUUCAAAAGAACAUAGUAAGGAGUCAACUAUACAAAAGAACAUACCAGGAUGUCGAAAGAACAAUGAGGAAUCACCCGUAUCACCAUCUAAGGCUAAGAUAGUGUAUAAAAUUCCAAAACAGUAUGUGAUAGCUGCACCAAAGAAGGGUGCAACGUCAUUAAUGCCUCCUAUGAAGCCACCGAUUAGGCCGACACAAAGAACUCCAAAAGAAAAGGAAGCAGUACUGCGACCAAAAUUAUCAAAUAAAAUGGGAUCAAUUGAAGGUGAAGGCAAGCCAAAAAGGGAAGAAUCAACACCAGGACAAGCGGAAGACCGUAGGAAGGACUCACCAGGUGCGGCUACGAAUGGACCAAGUUCAGCGGAGCCAACUGCACGAAAUGGAGGAGAUGAGAAAGAGGAGAAUGGCGAUUGA
Molecule: messenger RNA, 468 nt
Organism: Strongylus vulgaris
Lineage: Eukaryota; Metazoa; Nematoda; Chromadorea; Rhabditida; Strongylidae
Source: the annotation of a GenBank genome assembly